Staurois parvus is the source of this 365-nucleotide messenger RNA. The record is from the annotation of a GenBank genome assembly. NCBI's taxonomy places the organism in Eukaryota, Metazoa, Chordata, Amphibia, Anura, Ranidae.
AGCUCCGCCUCCUCGCAGGUGAUUGGCCGCCUGUGUGCUUUUCCUGAGCUACAGUUCUGGCGCCCAAUCACCAGUGAGGAGGCGGAGCCGAGUGGCAGGAGUGAGGGAGUGGCCGGAGUGAAUGAAGGAGCAGCGCUUCCUGGACUGGAUUGUUGUGGGACUAGGACCUGAGCCAGGUGUCAGUGGGGGGAAUAGUGCCCCAUCAUAGGUGUCAGUGGGGGGAAUAGUGCCCCAUCAUUGGUGUCAGUGAGAGGAAUAGUGCCCCAUCAUUGGUGUCAGUGGGAGGAAUAGUGCCCCAUCAUUGGUGUCAGUGGGAGGAAUAGUGCGUGCUCGCUCGCUCCCUCCCUCUCCCAUGGUACAGACAC